Puntigrus tetrazona (Sumatra barb) is the source of this 2020-nucleotide messenger RNA. It is a transcript of the gene calub, whose product is annotated as calumenin b. Gene Ontology annotation, cellular component: endoplasmic reticulum. Bases 132 to 1079 code for a protein of 315 amino acids. The transcript is spliced from 7 exons. The record is from RefSeq and is a predicted model, not a curated record. Gene Ontology annotation, molecular function: calcium ion binding. NCBI's taxonomy places the organism in Eukaryota, Metazoa, Chordata, Actinopteri, Cypriniformes, Cyprinidae.
GUUAUCUUCGAUCCGAUUGGUCAGUUGAGAGGGCCGUCCAAAGGAAGCGUCUCCGAAACUAGUUUGACAUCCGGAGUUCCUGAAAGCAGCCGGGUGGAGUGAAACGCUGCAAAAUUCACCAGUGCGAGAAGAUGGAUCUCCUGCCGCUGUUGUUGCUGGUUGCCCUCUGUGUCCUCCGGUCCUCCAGUAAACCCAUGGAAAAGAAGGACCGCAUCCAUCACGACGCCCCCCUCAGCAGCAAGGAGCACGAUGACGAAGAGAACUUCGACUACGACCACGAAGCUUUUCUUGGGCAGGAGGAGGCUAAAACCUUCGAACAGCUCACCCCAGAGGAGAGCAAAGAGAGACUGGGUAAGAUUGUAGAAAAGAUUGAUGAGGAUCAGGACGGCUUUGUGACUGCUGAUGAGAUGAAACGGUGGAUCAAACACGCUCAGAAGCGAUGGAUCUAUGACGAUGUGGACCGGCAGUGGCAGGCUCACGAUCUCAACUCAGACACUUACGUCUCCUGGGAGGAAUACAAGAACGCUACCUACGGCUACAUCCUUGAUGAAGCAGAUCCUGAGGAUGGCUUCAACUACAGGCAGAUGAUGGCUAGAGAUGAGCGCCGUUUCAAGAUGGCUGACCAUGAUGGUGACAUGAGGGCCAAUAAGGAAGAGUUUACAGCGUUUCUUCAUCCUGAGGAAUAUGACUACAUGAAGGAUAUUAUAGUGCUGGAGACCAUGGAGGACAUUGAUAAAAACGGAGAUGGUUUCAUCGACCUUAAUGAAUAUAUUGGCGACAUGUACAGUCAGAAUGGAGAUGCAAAUGAACCAGAAUGGGUGAAAACAGAAAGGGAACAGUUUACAGAGUUCAGGGAUAAAAACAAAGACGGACGUAUGGAUAAGGACGAGACCCGUGACUGGAUCCUGCCCUCUGACUACGACCAUUCUGAGGCUGAGGCCAAACACUUGCUGUACGAGUCUGACGCAGAUAAGGACGGACGCCUCACAAAGCAGGAAAUUGUGGAUAAGUAUGACUUAUUUGUCGGGAGCCAAGCGACAGAUUUUGGAGAAGCUCUGGUUCGACACGAUGAGUUUUAAUUGUGGAAACUUUGAACAUAAAAACUGCAAAACGAACACUAAUUUAUUUUACGAAUUCAAGCAUACCACGUUGUGAAUCAUUACUGUUUACGAAACAUUUCUGUUCUUCCACAGCAUCUCGAUCAAAUGCAUUUUUUUUUUUUCUCUUCAUUUUGGCUUUUAUCGUGAACUUUUCAUAGAUUAACGUUCAUCACCGUUGGAUUCUGAUGUGAUUUCAAAUGCACUGAUGAAAUAGUAUUCAGGUCAGCUUGUGAAGCUUGUCAAAGUGUUGCGUAGAGGUUUGUCUGAUGGUCUAUAAUGCACUAAAAUGCAUCUAUAUAAUGCAGCAUAAAGGCAUGUGUGUAACCCGACACUGCAUAGAGCAAUAACUGCCCACUAGUGUUUUUACACGGCACACUAUGAACUUUUUUUUUUUUUUUUUUUUUUUUUAGUUCUAUAAAAAAUAAUACCUUUUAUGUACACUUAAUAUAAACUAUCUUUCAACCACUACAUAUAUGCGUUUAUCUCCAUUUUUACCAGAGGAUCUGGACAUGACGCUCAGUCCUAGUAGAUGUUGCAUGGCUCAAAAUACUAACCAAGCAUUAGUAACAUUAGUUUUUGUCACUCUAUAGACAAAUGCUGUGUGUAGAAUUGAUCAAUCAACCGAUUCAUAAAAUAAACCCCUUUCUUGAAGGACUAUUGAACGUCAUUCCAUCAACAAACUAAAGCUGUACUUUCCUUAAGUGCCUUUUUCCAUCUCCCUCAACCUAUUGUGCUUUACUGACUUUAUUUUUGGUUUUCUUCCCUGUGCAGUUUAUUACUGAAACAAUCUUCUAACGUUAUUAUAUAAUUUGUGUAUAUAUGUUUAUAACUGAAUGUGAACUGUUCAUUAUGCUGUGGUCAGGUAUUGUAAAUACUGUCUUAUAGCAGAGUGUUUUCUCAAUAAAAUUCCUAAAAAUGUA